Messenger RNA from Opisthocomus hoazin, 3174 nucleotides. The record is from RefSeq and is a predicted model, not a curated record. Lineage: Eukaryota; Metazoa; Chordata; Aves; Opisthocomiformes; Opisthocomidae.
AUGGCAAGCAACAUUUCACCACAGCAAAAAGUUGAAUUUGUUUGGUUUCAGCAAGCAAUAGACAACAAAAUGAACAAUCCAGCUAUUAAGAGAAUAACAAAUGAAAUUAUUAAAUCACCUGAGGAUAAACGAGAGUAUCGUGGUCUGGAACUGGCAAAUGGCAUUAAAGCUCUUCUCAUUAGUGACCCCACCACAGAUAAGUCUUCAGCAGCACUUGAUGUGCACAUAGGAUCCUUGUCUGAUCCCCCCAACAUUGCUGGGCUUAGUCAUUUUUGCGAGCAUAUGCUGUUCCUGGGAACCAAGAAAUAUCCAAAAGAGAAUGAGUAUAGCCAAUUUCUUAGUGAGCAUGCUGGGAGCUCAAAUGCUUUCACAAGUGGAGAACAUACCAACUAUUACUUUGAUGUGUCACAUGAACAUCUAGAAGGUGCACUAGACAGAUUUGCCCAGUUUUUCCUGUGCCCUUUGUUUGAUGAAAGCUGCAAAGACAGGGAAGUGAAUGCUGUUGAUUCUGAGCAUGAGAAGAAUCUGAUGAAUGAUGCUUGGAGGUUGUUUCAAUUGGAGAAGGCUACUGGAAAUCCCAGUCAUCCCUUCAGCAAAUUUGGAACAGGGAACAAACUCACUCUGGAAACUAGACCAACCAAAGAGGGAAUAGAUGUAAGACAAGAGCUAUUGAAGUUCCAUUCUACUUACUAUUCAUCAAAUUUAAUGGCUAUUUGUGUCUUAGGAAGAGAAUCCUUGGAUGAGCUGACUUGCUUAGUGGUAAAGUUAUUUUCAGAAGUAGAGAAUAAAAAUGUCCCUAUACCAGAGUUUCCCGAACAUCCUUUCCAAGAAGAACAUCUCCGGCAACUUUACAAAGUGGUACCUAUUAAGGAUAUUAGAAAUCUUUAUGUCACAUUUCCUAUACCAGACCUUCAGAAGUACUAUAAGUCAAACCCUGGUCAUUACCUUGGUCAUCUGAUUGGGCAUGAAGGCCCAGGGAGUCUUUUAUCAGAACUUAAAGCUAAAGGAUGGGUAAAUACUCUUGUUGGAGGACAGAAGGAAGGUGCUAGAGGUUUCAUGUUUUUCAUUAUUAAUGUGGACUUGACAGAGGAAGGACUUUUGCAUGUUGAAGAUAUUAUUUUGCACAUGUUUCAAUAUAUUCAAAAACUACGCACAGAAGGACCUCAAGAAUGGGUUUUCCAAGAGUGCAAGGAUCUAAAUGCGGUGGCAUUCAGAUUUAAAGAUAAAGAACGACCACGAGGUUAUACAUCAAAGCUUGGAGGAAUGUUGCAUUAUUAUCCUAUAGAAGAAGUAUUGGCAGCUGAAUAUUUGCUGGAAGAAUUCAGGCCUGAUUUAAUAGAGAUGGUACUGGAUAAAUUGAGACCAGAAAAUGUUCGAGUUGCAAUAGUUUCCAAGUCUUUUGAAGGAAAAACUGAUCGAACAGAAGACUGGUAUGGAACACAGUACAAGCAAGAAGCAAUUUCUGAUGAAGUUAUUAAGACAUGGCAAAAUGCUGACCUGAAUGGGAAAUUCAAGCUUCCAAUGAAGAACGAGUUCAUUCCUACUAACUUUGAGAUUUUGCCAUUGGAAAAAGAUGCAACACAGUACCCUGCCCUUGUCAAGGACACUGCUAUGAGCAAACUGUGGUUCAAGCAAGAUGACAAAUUUUUUUUGCCAAAAGCUUGUCUCAACUUUGAAUUUUUCAGCCCAUUUGCUUACGUGGAUCCUUUGCAUUGUAACAUGGCCUAUUUGUACCUUGAACUACUCAAAGACUCCCUCAACGAGUAUGCAUAUGCAGCAGAACUAGCUGGCUUGAACUAUGAUCUCCAAAAUACCAUCUAUGGGAUAUAUCUCUCUGUAAAAGGUUAUAAUGACAAGCAACAUAUCUUGCUCAAGAAGAUCAUUGAGAAAAUGGCUACUUUUGAGAUUGAUGAAAAACGAUUUGAAAUUAUCAAGGAAGCGUACAUGAGAUCGCUUAACAACUUCAGGGCUGAACAGCCUCACCAGCAUGCAAUGUAUUAUCUCCGACUCCUGAUGACAGAAGUUGCUUGGACCAAAGAUGAAUUAAAAGAAGCUCUAGAUGAUGUCACUCUUCCCCGCCUCAAGGCCUUUAUAGCUCAACUGUUGUCACGGUUACACAUUGAAGCUCUUCUCCAUGGCAAUAUAACAAAACAGGCAGCACUAGGAAUUAUGCAGAUGGUUGAGGACACUCUGAUUGAGCACGCUCAUACAAAGCCACUCCUUCCCAGUCAGCUAGUGAGAUACAGAGAAGUGCAACUUCCUGACAGAGGUUGGUUUGUGUAUCAACAGAGAAAUGAAGUUCAUAAUAAUUGUGGCAUUGAAAUAUAUUACCAGACAGACAUGCAGAGCACUUCUGAGAAUAUGUUUUUGGAGCUCUUUUGUCAAAUUAUCUCGGAACCAUGCUUCAAUACUCUGCGCACCAAGGAACAAUUAGGCUACAUUGUGUUCAGUGGUCCACGUAGGGCAAAUGGCAUACAAGGGCUGCGAUUUAUUAUCCAAUCUGAAAAGCCACCACACUAUUUAGAAAGCAGAGUUGAAGCGUUCUUAAAAACUAUGGAGAAAUGCAUAGAAGAUAUGACAGAAGAGGCCUUCCAAAAACACAUCCAGGCUUUAGCAAUUCGUCGUCUAGACAAACCAAAGAAGCUGUCUGCAGAAUGCGCUAAAUACUGGGGAGAAAUCAUUUCCCAGCAGUAUAACUUUGACAGAGAUAACAUUGAAGUGGCUUAUCUAAAGACCCUGACCAAGGAUGAUAUUAUACAGUUCUACAAAGUGCUGUUGGCAGUAGAUGCUCCCAGAAGGCACAAGGUAUCAGUACACGUCCUUGCAAGGGAAAUGGAUUCCUGCCCUGUUGUUGGAGAAUUUCCAUGCCAAAAUGAUGUGAACCUGGCACCAGCACCACCACUACCACAGCCAAGUGUGAUUGAAAAUAUGACAGAAUUCAAAGGCAGUUUGAACUUUCCACUGGUGAAACCACAUAUCAAUUUCAUGGCUGCAAAAUUGUGAAGAUCCCCAAUGGAUGAAGAAAUGCAUAUGAUGAGUACUGACAUGGUUUCAGGGGACUUCAUGAUGCACAAAAUUAUUAAAGAUCAUUAGGAUAAAUGGCUCUGUCCGUUAUGAAAGUCCCGAAUUCCUUCUUGAUUCUUUUGACAUUAGCUGUGUGUUAGGGAUAGAGAG